AUAAAACAGCUGUUUUCAUGCUUAUUAGUCAGUAGGUAACACGCGGAGAUGUUCGAUAGUUGUGCAAAUAUAUAUAACUAGCGAAGAUGAUUAUUUAUUUUUUUAUCCAGUGAAACAUAUAAUUAUUAUCAAGUUUGUUGGUUGUAAUGCCGUUAUCCAUGUCCGGGUCAGAUAGAUUUAUUUUUAUAAUAAAUAAUUCUACGAGUAGAGCUUCCUUUACUACACGUAAAAAAGUUUAUUGUGCUUUAAUAAAUUUAAUAGUUUUAAUACAAUAUUAAUAAAUGGAAGAAGAAACUGACAAUACGGAGGUUGUAAAUAAUAGAGCAAGUCAAAGUACCUCGCCCAGCAUAUAUCGAUCCACUCAGAGUAAUCUCAAUAAAGGAUCGCAGCACACUGUUUAUUAUAGCGUAAGAAAUACUAUGUAUGAAGAUGCCUUGAAUGAGGGCGAAAAUAAUCAAAAUGAAAACGAAAAUUCAAAUCGCAUGACUACGGACGAUGACUCCUGCACAGCGAGAGGUACUGAAGAAACAGUAAUUGAUGGAAGCUGUCAAGACCUUGAACAUGAAGAAACGUCAAAUUUGUACUUCAGAGACGGAAUUCGAUCUAUUGACUUUGUCAUUGUUUGGGACGAGCAUGACGAGGAGGCCUUGACAGCGCGGUGUACGGAGUUUCGAAAGACAUUUGAAGAAAACCUGGAGUUGGAGGGCCUGCAGCUGGAGUAUGAAUCACCAGAGCUCAGUGGCUUAAGAUUUAUUAAGAUCCAUGCACCCUUGGAAGUCCUGAGACGCUAUGCAGAAAUUCUAAAACUGAGACUGCCAAUGAAAGAAGUAAUGACUGGACCCUUGCUGUCAACUAGACCGAGCAACACGAUAAUCCGUGAAGUCAAUGGCUGGAUAAAUAAUUUCAUGAAACAUUACUACGUAGACAGGAGGAUUUUUCCUAAGAUAAAGCAUCGCUUCACCGCGGUCUUCAGCCGUGACAAAGAAUAUCUCUUUGACUAUGACGCUCCUAAUUUUUUUUCACCAGCCACCCACUCGAGAAUCGUACAAUUUAUUCUAGACCGUACCAAGUUCACUAGGAACAAAGCAGAUGAUUUUGCAUUUGGGGUCGACAGACUGAUUUCUGAGCAUGCCUACGUAGCGGCGUACCCUCUUCACGAUGGUAAUUUACACACACCAGACUCUAUGAGGUAUUUAUUGUACACCCACUGGGCGAGUAUGAGGAAAUGCUUUCACUAUCAGCCGCUCGACUACAUAAAGGAAUAUUUUGGAGUGAAAAUAGGUCUAUACUUUGCCUGGCUCGGUUUUUACACGCACAUGCUGGUACCAGCAAGUAUAAUAGGACUAAUUUGUUUUAUUUACGGAUGUCUGACUCUCAGCACUAAUGAGACCAGCGAGGAUAUUUGUAACGGUAAUAAAUCAAUUUACAUGUGUCCUCUGUGUGACAAGAUCUGCGGUUACUGGGAUCUGAGAGAAACCUGUCUUCAUGGAAGACUAACAUAUCUAUUUGAUAAUCCUUCAACUGUAUUUUUUGCUAUUUUUAUGUCCUUAUGGGCGACAUUGUUUCUCGAGUUAUGGAAAAAGUACUCUGCAGAAAUAACUCACCGGUGGGAUUUAACCGGCUUGGAUGCUCAAGAAGAACACCCUAGACCUCAAUAUCUAGCCAAGCUGGCACAUAUUAAAAAAAAAUCAAUCAAUUCUAUCACACAUACUGCGGAGCCGAAAGUUCCUUUUUGGAGUAUGAGGCUGCCGGCGACGAUUUUGAGCUUUUCUGUAAUUUUACUCUUGAUUGCAGUAGCUAUGGCCGCAGUUAUUGGUGUAAUUUUAUAUCGGAUGUCCGUAUUAACAACCUUAAGUUUUUACGGACAAUCAUCCAUCACAAGUAAUGCUAUAUUAUUCACCACCGCUACUGCAGCCUGUCUGAAUUUAUGCUGCAUUUUUUUAUUCAACUGGAUCUACGUUUGGCUCGCUGAGUAUCUCACAGAGUUAGAACUUCUUCGCACGCAAACGGAGUUCGAUGACAGUUUAACGCUUAAAAUUUAUCUACUGCAGUUUGUUAAUUACUACGCUUCGAUAUUUUACAUCGCAUUUUUUAAAGGUAAAUUUGUGGGACAUCCACGCACUUAUAAAAGGUUCUUCCGAUACCGGCAAGAAGAAUGUGGGCCUGGAGGUUGUUUAACUGAACUUUGUAUUCAAUUAAGUAUUAUUAUGAUCGGUAAGCAGUUCAUGAAUUCGCUAUUGGAGAUGUUAUUUCCGUUGUACUAUAAAUGGAUGAAUACUUGGAAAGUUCAGAUCAAAGCUGGUAAUCAUAUUAAACAAAAGGAGAAAUUUAUCGUGAGAAAACAGUGGCCGUGGCUCAAAGAUUUCAAACUUGUUGAAUGGGGACCCAGAAGUUUAUUCCCUGAAUAUCUAGAAAUGGGUAAGUUUAUUAAAUUAAUUAUUUUUUAUUUUAACUACUCAAAAAUUGACUUUCUUUUAGUUCUACAAUACGGGUUUAUAACAAUAUUUGUAGCAGCAUUUCCUCUCGCUCCGUUUUUUGCAUUGAUAAAUAAUAUUUUUGAAAUGAGAUUAGAUGCGAAGAAAUUGUUAACCAUGUACAGGAGGCCUGUAGGACAACGAGUUAGAGAUAUUGGAAUUUGGUUUAGAAUUUUAGAUUCAAUUUCGAAGCUUUCGGUCAUCACAAACGCUUUUAUUAUAGCAUUUACAUCGAAUUUUAUCCCUAAAUUAGUGUACCAAUUGUCAAUCUCCGAUAAUCGUUCUCUUGAUGGUUUUCUCGAGUACUCUCUAUCAAAAUUUAAUACUUCAGAUUUUUUGGAAGAACACAGACCACUGAUUAAUACAUAUCAAGAAAAUAUUGAAAUAUGCCGAUAUCCAGAUUUUCGCGAACCACCAACUUCUCCGAAUAAAUACGACUUGACAAAUACAUACUGGCACAUUCUUGCUGCAAGACUAGCAUUUGUAGUUGCAUUUGAGAACGCCGUUGCACUUGUUAUGAUUUUUGUACGCUGGUGCAUCCCAGACAUAAGUCCCAAACUGGCAGAUAAAAUUCGUCGAGAAGCAUACGUAACAAAUGAAAUAAUAAUUCAACAUGAAGCACAACGAGCUUGUUCCCGAUCUUUUGCUGUAGACGAACCCGAAGUUAUUCGAAGACGAGCUUAUACUUACGAAAGUACAGAUCGAUGGAACCGCGUUAUGAGAGACUCUUUUACGAUGGCUGACUUCGAUCUGGAAGUUCACGGUGCUCCGUCUUCACCAGUUCGAACUGGACCGGCUGCUCUCUAAAUUCACUUGCCUUAAAAAAAAUACUCAUUUAUUUUAAUAAUUUAAUACUAUUAUAACCAUGUGAUAUUAUUAUAUUUAAAAUUAUAUAAGAUUUGUUAAUUUUAAGG
Molecule: messenger RNA, 3388 nt
Organism: Cotesia glomerata
Lineage: Eukaryota; Metazoa; Arthropoda; Insecta; Hymenoptera; Braconidae
Gene: subdued
Product: anoctamin-1
Exons: 8
Coding region: 282-3281 (999 amino acids)
Biological process (GO): chloride transmembrane transport
Cellular component (GO): plasma membrane
Molecular function (GO): chloride channel activity; protein dimerization activity
Source: RefSeq, a predicted model, not a curated record